Messenger RNA from Sebastes umbrosus (honeycomb rockfish), 1820 nucleotides. RefSeq names its product bifunctional epoxide hydrolase 2-like. Gene Ontology annotation, biological process: phospholipid dephosphorylation; cholesterol homeostasis. The record is from RefSeq and is a predicted model, not a curated record. NCBI's taxonomy places the organism in Eukaryota, Metazoa, Chordata, Actinopteri, Perciformes, Sebastidae. The transcript has 18 exons. Gene Ontology annotation, molecular function: lipid phosphatase activity; magnesium ion binding. The coding region runs from base 26 to 1798 and encodes 590 amino acids. Gene Ontology annotation, cellular component: peroxisome.
CAGAGGUUAAAGCUUCCUCUCACACAUGUCAGCACCAGAAGCAGAGGAAACACAUUCCUGUUGGAAGACAGAGGCAGACAAAUUAAAGAUCCUUUCACUCAGGUCAGAGGAGAUGGCUGAGAAGAAAGCCAUCUUGUUCAACUUCUGGGGAGUUGCUGUCUCUUCCAGACCUCAUGACGUUUUCCACAAGUUGGAGGAGUUGCAUAACCUGCCAGGUGGUUUUCUGUCCGGCGUGGCGUCCCAGAAGGACGGCGCCAUGAGCCGGGCAGAGAGAGGUCAGAUGACCCUUUCUCAGAUGAUCCCAGCCUUCGGGGCAGAGUGUGUGAAGGAGGCCGAGGUCAAGGGUGUGACCCUGCCGUCUGAUUGGUCAGUGAGAGGCCUGCUGGAGGAGCUCAGAGCGGUGAUGAUGGACGUCCAACCAGCCGUGCUGAAGACCGCUGCCAGCCUGCGUCACAGUGGGCUACUGACAGCUGUUCUGGCCAAUCACUGGCUAGAUGACGGCGUGGCUGGAGACGGUCCAGCCCGCCUCCUCUCUCUGCUGGGCGGCCACUUUGACCUGGUCCUCCAGUCCUGCCGCUCAGGUCACAUGGUCCCAGAGCCUGCCAUGUUCAGCUCCGCUCUGCAGCACCUGGGAGUGACAUCACAACAGGCUCUGUGGUUGGAUGCAGAUGAGGAAGGUGUGAAGGCAGCAGAGGGAGCGGGAAUGAAGGCCAUCUUGGUGGAAAAUCUGGAUGACGCUCUGAACAAACUGGCCAACUUUACUGGAGUUCAGGCUGUUGGAGCAGAGAGUCCUCCAGCAUCCUGCAGACCUGAUGAAGUGUCUCAUGGAUACGUCACCAUCAGGCCUGGUGUGAGGACUCAUUAUGUUGAAAUGGGCUCAGGUCCACCAGUUGUGCUGUGUCACGGCUUCCCUGAGAGCUGGUACUCCUGGAGGUACCAGAUCCCAGCCGUGGCAGCAGCAGGAUUCAGGGUGUUGGCUCUGGACAUGAAGGGAUACGGAGAGUCCACAGCACCCCCAGACAUAGAGGAAUAUUCUCAGGAGCAGCUUUGCAAGGAUUUAAUCACAUUUAUGGACAAAAUGUCGAUGCCACAGGUCACCCUGGUGGGUCACGACUGGGGCGGUGCUCUGGUGUGGACCAUGGCUCAGUAUUACCCUGAGAGAGUCAGGGCUGUGGCGUCUCUGAACACUCCUCUGUUCCGUGCGGAUCCUUCUGUAAGUCCAGCAGAGAAACUGAAGGCUGUUCCCAUAUUUGAUUACCAGCUCUACUUCCAAAAACCUGGCGUAGCAGAGGCCGAGCUGGAGAAAGACUUGGAGAGGACGUUCAAGAUUUUCUUUUUCAGCAGUGCUGAAGCGGAGAGGCGUCCUGCUAUCAGCACUGCAGGAGUCUGUGCUCGAGGUGGUCUUUUUGUGGGUCUGCCGGAGCAGAUUCCCCGCAGCUGCAUGCUGACGGAGGCCGACCUGCAGUACUACGUCAGCCAGUACAAAGAGCGAGGCUUCAGGAGGCCGUUGAAUUGGUAUCGAAACGGGGAUUUGAACUGGAGGUGGAUGUGCUCUCGUCCCACCGGAAAGCUGCUGAUGCCUGCUCUGAUGGUGACGACAGGUAAAGACCAGGUGCUGCUGCCGGCCUUCUCCAAGGGGAUGGAGGACCUGAUCCCGAACCUGAGCAGAGGACACAUUGAGGAGUGUGGACACUGGACUCAGAUGGAAAGGCCAGCCGAGACAAACGGCAUCCUGAUAUCGUGGCUCAAAGAAACACUGACGAAGGCCGGAGGCGUUGCCGUGGCACCCAAACUGUGAAGGCGGGAGGAUGAAGUCAGAA